AUGAACGCUGUUCUUUCCUCUUAUGUCAAUGGUGUGAGGUUCUACCUUGACGUAGCUUGUAAUAUUUUACUGGAGCAAUGGAAAUACCAAGUAUUGGUUGCUUUUUACAGUUCAUCUGAAGAGUUGAGCGCCUUGGAUGAGAAGGUUGCUGUCACCAAGGAAAAUGCUGCAUGGGUCUUACAUCAGACUCAGUUUAUGCCUGUUCCACCGUGCUCAUUUUCAAUGCCCUCGCCACCACACAUGACACCCAUGGUCAAUCCUGUUGGAAUCCCUCAGCCUCCAGCACCGCCUCUGCCUCCACAACCUCCUGCUGAAGAGCAGCCACCUCCACCUGAUGAACCAGAACCAAAGAGGCAGAGAGCAGAUGAUGCUUCUCUUAUCCCGGCAGAGCAGUUCCUCACUCAGCAUCCGGGUCCUGUUAUCAUCUCAGUAUCUGUACCCAACCUUGAUGAAGGAAAUCUGCAUGGCCAAGUUUUGGAGAUUCACGUCCAAUCACUGUCAGACACAGUAGGUAGUUUGAAGGAGCAGAUUGCUGGAGAGUUGCUGCUCCCUGCUAAUAAGCAGAAGUUGAGCGUGAGGACUAGUUUCCUCAAAUACAACCUUUCUCUUGCUUACUACAAUGUGGGUCCUGGAGUGGUGAUCAAUCUAACACUGAGGGAGCGUGGUAGGAGAAAUAAAUGGAGAAAGAAAUGAAGGAGAAAGAAAUGAAAGCCUUUUCAACCUCAGCACAGUGUCAGGUUAAUGCUUAGAACCAUUGUUCAGAGCUAUCAUGGAGAACCUUUUUACUGGAUCUUGCCGCGGUAUUUUUUGUAUUAUUUUAUUGAGCACAAUCUUUGGCGUUAUAUGAACGCUGUUCUUUCCUCUUAUGUCAAUGGUGUGAGGUUCUACCUUGACGUAGCUUGUAAUAUUUUACUGGAGGUUUGCUACUGGAUAGCCUACUUCAACUUGCUUGGGAAAAAAGGCUAUGUUGUUGUUGUUGCUACUGGAUACCUUGGCCAGUUGGCCACUUAAACUCUGUAUCACAUGUCUUCUUUAGCUUCUUCUGGUUGGUCUUAGUGUCUGCAGAGCUCCUAUUUUCUGCGUUAUGAUUUUAUCUUUCUUAUGGGAGUAUGUCGAGUGAAUUUUUCUUUGGGGAAGUCGUGUCUUCCUCCUCCUGCUGAAUGGUCUUCCAAGUUAUCUGUAUGUAUCUGUGGGGUUUCAGCAAUGGAAAUACCAAGUAUUGGUUGCUUUUUA
Panicum virgatum (switchgrass) is the source of this 1233-nucleotide messenger RNA. Its product is annotated as probable splicing factor 3A subunit 1. NCBI's taxonomy places the organism in Eukaryota, Viridiplantae, Streptophyta, Magnoliopsida, Poales, Poaceae. Bases 1 to 693 code for a protein of 230 amino acids. The record is from RefSeq and is a predicted model, not a curated record. Gene Ontology annotation, molecular function: protein binding. The transcript has 4 exons.